GGGUGGGAAGAGGGAGGAAGGGGGAGGGCACCGGGCAUUUGCCAACUCCUCUCCCUCUUUUCUGGCAGCACCCAACACAGCCGCAGAGUGAAAGCACGCAGGACCUGGGCAAAAAAAAAAAGUAUUCCCCUUCGAGGCUGGACUGAGAGCAGGCCGACCCGUUGCUCAUGCUGAGGCAUUCAGAUACAGGAAGCCCAGCCGGACUAGAUUUACUGCUAAUCCAGGAUAUCGAGCAUGUAGGGACAACCUACUGGACUACUUUCUCUUGUCCCUGUCAGGCCUGUUAGAAGUUGUGUUCUGGCCUCUUGGAGGAUGUGAGGAUGCCAUCUUUGCAUGCCAGCUGAGAAAAAACCUGUUUGUGCUGGAAGUUCAUGGCCAAAUGUAGAGUGGUCGUGGUCGAUGAAAAGCAGUUUAGAGGCACAAUGUCGGCCUCUCAGGGGAUGAACAGCAGCGGCGCCUACAACUACUUCCUCAACAUGGUGGCCUAUCAGAUAUGCUGUUGCUGUGGACCGGCUCCCUGCUCGCUCUGCUGUGCCUUCUGUCCUCCGGUCAAAUCCUCCACCAGCACGCGGAUCAUGUACACCCUCUUCCACAUCAUGAGCUGCGCCGUCUCCUGCUUGAUGCUGUCCCGCACCGUCUCCGAGCUCGUCAGGGAAAAUGUGCCUUUCUUUAACAUGGUGUGUGACCAGGCGCAUGGCGGGGGCCACUGUGAGAUGCUGGUGGGCUACUCAGCGGUAUACAGAGUCUGUUUCGGCACUUCCUGUUUCUACCUGAUGAUGGCGAUCUUCCUCAUCGACGUGAAGUCCAGUCAGGACUUCAGAGCGCUCAUACACAACGGCUUCUGGUUCCUGAAGUUCAUCACUCUGCUGUCGACGUGCACCGCUGCCUUCUUCAUCCCAACAGAGUCCUUCCUGCACGCUUGGCAUUAUGUUGGUGUGGUGGGAGGAUUUGCCUUCAUCCUUAUCCAACUCACCCUAAUCACAGCUUUUGCACACACCUGGAACAAGAACUGGUUGACCGGAGCAGCAGAAAACAAGCGUUGGUAUCUGGCGGUGAUGUGCGCCACCCUCUUCUUCUACACCAUCGCCACCAUGGCCUUCACCUUCAUGUACAAGUACUACACACACCCCAUCGCCUGCGACUUCAACAAGGCCCUGCUGUGGAUCAACCUGGGACUCUGUGCCCUCGUGUCCUUCAUUGCCGUCACACCGUGCGUGAGGCAGAAGCAGCCUCGGUCAGGGCUCCUCCAAGCCUCCAUCAUCAGCUGUUACGUCAUGUACCUCACUUUCUCUGCGCUGUCCAGCCGGCCGCCAGAGAAAGUGGUGUAUCAGGGCAUGAACAUGACCGUCUGUUACCCCAGCGUGGGACAAGACGGCAUCCAGAACGAAGGCAACGCUGUGGCCAUAAUUGGAGCUGCCAUCAUGUACUGCUGCGUCCUCUUUGCGUGUAAUGAAGCUUCCUACCUGGCAGAGGUGUUUGGCCCGUUUUGGAUGAUCAAAGUUUACCGCUACGAGUUCCAGAAAGCCACCUGCUGCUUCUGCUGCCCCGAGGAAGAGGAAGCUGACGAGGAGUUUGUGAUUGACGACGAGAACAAAGGCUGUCAGAAAGUUAUUCACAACGAGACGCUGAAAGUGGCUUACAGCUACUUCUUCUUCCAUUUUGUCUUCUUCUUGGCCUCGCUGUACGUCAUGAUGACCCUCACUAACUGGUUCAGCUAUGAGUCAGCAGUGUUGGAGACCACGUUCACCCACGGCAGCUGGUCUACCUUCUGGGUGAAGAUGUCGUCGUGCUGGGCAUGUGUGAUCCUCUACCUCUGGCUGCUGCUGGGCCCUCUGUGCAGCUGUCAGCCCGAAUCCAGACCUCGCCGCUCACGCAUCAAACGGCGCUCGGGAUCCUCGCGUCACGUUUCCGUCAUCAUCUGACCCGCUCUGCGAAGGGGAGGACAGUGAGCCAUGUGGACGACGGGUCAGGGGGCUUCUGGAGCCAGGGGUCAGGGGGAAAAGACUCACAGUGAUGCGAGAAGGACCAAUCAGAGGGCUCAGUGCACUGUUGCUAUAAGAAGAACUGGAUGAAGUCCUGAAGUUACAGGCUGCACACUAUGAAUCAAACCACCAGCAAAGACUUGACUGUGGUUUGGAAACACACGUACAGUAUGAAUUGCCAAAGGGAUCAGAAGUGAUGAACUCUCACUCUGUGUAACGUGGAAACUACAGUUCGUAGAUGUAAACAUGGAUAUAUAUUGUGAAUGUUAGUAUUAUUUUCAACUUCUUAAACUUCUAAUAUUAUAACAGAGGAGUAUUCUAGAUUUUUGCCGCAAUAUUUCCAGAGAGGCGCACAUCCCAAUUAGGUUUCUCUGUCUUUCUAAUAGAAACAAGAAUCUGUUUUAAAACUGAAAGCCCUGUUUGGCCUUUGAUCUGUGAUCAUGAACAAAUCUUUCUUAAAGUUGGAAAUGGAGACCUGCGGGCUGAAUAUCAUCAAAGUUCAAACCUAACCUUGAUUGCAAGAGACAACACAUUUCAGCAGCUCAAUACAAAAAUGCAUGUAAGCAUAAUCCAAAAACAAAUUAAAUAUUUUGCCCACGUAAGCUGGAUUCUCACGCUGAUCACGCUAGAAUCACAGGAUCAGAUAUCAGAUGAAAAUCCAUCUUCUCAGGCUUCAAGUGCAUUGUGUCUAAGCUACCAGCUCACCAAACCAAUCAGGGAGUUUUUUUGCCCCAGGAUGGCGAAGGCAUGUCCCGCACUACUCUG
Etheostoma cragini (Arkansas darter) is the source of this 2747-nucleotide messenger RNA. It is a transcript of the gene serinc4, whose product is annotated as serine incorporator 4. Lineage: Eukaryota; Metazoa; Chordata; Actinopteri; Perciformes; Percidae. The transcript has 11 exons. Bases 372 to 1922 code for a protein of 516 amino acids. Gene Ontology annotation, cellular component: membrane. The record is from RefSeq and is a predicted model, not a curated record.